This is a messenger RNA of Hirundo rustica (Barn swallow), 526 nucleotides long. It is a transcript of the gene GNG13, whose product is annotated as G protein subunit gamma 13. Gene Ontology annotation, biological process: phospholipase C-activating G protein-coupled receptor signaling pathway; sensory perception of taste. The record is from RefSeq and is a predicted model, not a curated record. The transcript is spliced from 3 exons. Gene Ontology annotation, molecular function: G-protein beta-subunit binding. The coding region runs from base 93 to 296 and encodes 67 amino acids. Gene Ontology annotation, cellular component: heterotrimeric G-protein complex. NCBI's taxonomy places the organism in Eukaryota, Metazoa, Chordata, Aves, Passeriformes, Hirundinidae.
AGCACGGGCGAGGCCAGGGCUGCGGGCGCGGCCCCGUUUCUCUCUGCUGUCGUUAUUCCCAAACCAGCCCAACGGAGCCCUCGGAGAGCGCGAUGGACGAGUGGGAUCUCCCACAAUGGAAAAAAGAGGUGGAAAGCCUCAAGUACCAGCUGGCCUACAAGAGGGAGAUGUCCUCCAAGACCAUACCUGAGUUCGUGAAGUGGAUCGAGGACGGAAUUCCCGAGGAUCCCUUCCUGAACCCGGAGCUGAUGAAGAACAACCCCUGGGUGGAGAAAGGCAAAUGCGUCAUCCUCUGAGGGACGGAGCUCUCCCCGAUCCCCGCUCCAGCAGAACCUGAACAACUCCCUGCCCUCACCUCCUUCCUCCCCGUGUAGUUGUAGAGGGGUUUGGAAAUGGGGGGACACGAGGAAAAUCCCCCCAGGAUGGGGCAGCCCUGGGAGGAGGAGCAGCAAAAAGCUUCGCUGCAGCUUCACCUCACGCUUCUGCCACCCAACAGAGGCAGAUUUUGCAACUUGUAAAGAGGAUU